AUGGAUGGAAUCAAAUAUGCAGUAUUUACAGACAAAGGUAUUCGGUUAUUGGGGAACAAUCAAUAUACUUCUAAUGUCGAAUCAGGAUCAACUAGGACAGAAAUAAAGCAUUGGGUCGAACUCUUCUUUGGUGUCAAGGUAAUAGCUAUGAAUAGUCAUCGACUCCCGGUAAAGGGUAGAAGAAUGGGACCUAUUAUGGGACAUACAAUGCAUUACAGACGUAUGAUCAUUACGCUUCAACCGGGUUAUUCUAUUCCACCUCUUAGAAAGAAAAGAACUUAA
Molecule: messenger RNA, 282 nt
Organism: Macadamia integrifolia
Lineage: Eukaryota; Viridiplantae; Streptophyta; Magnoliopsida; Proteales; Proteaceae
Source: the annotation of a RefSeq genome assembly